AUGGAGAAGCAAGCCCCCAGUAGGAUGGGAAUAAUCCGGUCAGAGUCUCCGUCCCACAUUAAAUUGCUCAUAAUCAACCGGGAGCUUCUGGUCACCCACAUCCACAACACUCAGUGCCUGCUGGACAAUCUGCUGAAGAAUGACUACUUCUCAGAGGAAGAUGCAGAGAUCGUGUGUGCCUGCCCCACCCAGCCUGACAAGGUCCGCAAACUCCUGGACCUGGUGCAGAGCAAGGGUGAGGAGGUGUGUGAGUUCCUUCUCUAUGUGAUCCAGCAACUUGAAGAUGCUUACGUGGACCUCAGGCCAUGGCUGUCGGAGAUCAGCUUCUCCCCUUCCCAGCUCAUUCAGAGCAGAACUGUGGUCAACACCGACCCAGUAAGCAGGUACACCCAGAAGCUGCGGCACCACCUGGGCUGUGACUCCAAGUUCAUCCUGUGCUAUGGCCAGAAGGAAGAGCUACUGCUGGAAGAGGUGUACAUGGACACUGUCAUGGAGCUGGUCGGCUUUGCCAAUGAGAGCCUGGGGCACCUGGGCAACCUGGCUGGCCUCCUGGACCACUCCACGGGCAUCCUCAAUGAGCAAGGUGAGACUGUGUUCUUGUCCGGCAAUGCUGGAGUGGGCAAGUCUGUGCUAUUGCAGCGGCUGCAGAGCCUCUGGGCCUCAGGCCAGCUGGAUGCUUGUGUCAAGUUCUUCUUCCACUUCCGAUGCCGUACAUUCAGUUGCUUCAAGGAGAGCGAUGUACUGAGUCUUCAGGACCUACUCUUCAAGCAUUAUUGCUAUCCAGAGCAGGACCCCGAGGAGGUGUUCGCCUUCCUGCUACGCUUCCCCCACACGGCCCUCUUCACCUUCGAUGGCCUAGAUGAGCUCCACUCAGACUUUGACCUGAGCAGUGUGCCUGACAUCUCCUCCCCCUUGGCACCUGCCCACCCCCUUGUCCUACUGGCCAACUUGCUCAGCGGGAAGCUGCUCAAGGGGGCCACCAAGCUGCUCACAGCCCGCACGGGCAUCGAGAUCCCACGCCAGCUCCUCAGGAAGAAGGUGCAUCUGCGGGGCUUCUCCCCCAGCCACUUGCAGGCCUACGCUCGGCAGAUGUUCCCCGACCGGGUGCUGCAGGCCCGCCUACUGGACCAGCUGGAAGCCAACCCCAACCUCUGCAGCCUGUGCACGGUGCCUCUCUUCUGCUGGAUCAUCUUCCGCUGCUUCCAGCACUUCUACGCUGCCUUCGACACCACCCCACAGCUGCCUGAUUACACAGUGACACUGACCGACAUAUUCCUACUGGCCACCGAGGACCACCUGAACAGGGUACAGCCCACGAGCCUGGUGCAGCGGAACACUCGGAGCCAGGUGGAGGCCUUCUGCUCCAGCCAGAGGACCCUGCACUCACUGGGCCAGUUGGCUCACUGGGGCAUGGAGAACAGCCUGUUUGUCUUCAGCCAGGAGCAGGUGCAGGCCUCUGAGUUGCAGGAGGAGGACCUGCAGCUGGGCUUCCUGCGGGCUGUGCUGGACCUGGGCCCUGGAGGGGAGCAGCUGUCCUAUGAGUUUUUCCACAUCACUCUUCAGGCCUUCUUUACGGCCUUCUUCCUUGUGGUGGAUGAUAAGGUGGGCACUCAGGAGCUCCUCAGGUUCUUCCAGGAGUGGGUGCCUCCUGGCGGGGCAGCAGUGACAUCCUGCUUUUCCCCCUUCCUCCCUUUCCAGUGCCUGGGUGUCAGUGGCCUGGCGAGGGAGGACCCUUUCAAGAACAAGGACCAUUUUCAUUUUACCAACCUCUUCCUGUGUGGGCUGUUAUCCAAAGCCAAACAGAAACUCCUGCAGCACCUGGUGCCUGUGGCGACCCUGAAAAGAAAGCGAAAGGCCCUAUGGGCCCACUUGUUUCGCAGCCUGAGGUCCUACCUGAAGAACCUGCCCCGAGUUCAGUCUGGGGGCUUCAGCCAGGUACAGGCCAUGCCCACUUUCAUCUGGAUGCUUCGCUGUAUCUAUGAGACACAGAGCGAGAAGGUAGGGCAGCUGGCAGCCAGGGGCAUCUGCGCCAACUAUCUCAAGCUGACCUACUGCAACGCCUGCUCAGCCGACUGUAGCGCCCUCUCCUUCGUCCUGCACCACUCCCGCAAGCAGCUGGCCCUUGAUCUAGACAACAACAAUCUCAAUGACUAUGGUGUGCGGGAACUGCAGCCCUGCUUCAGCUGCCUCACUGUCAUCAGACUCAGUGUGAACCAGAUCACUGACAGUGGGGUGAAAGUGCUAUCUGAAGAGCUGACCAAAUACAAAAUCCUGACAUUCUUGGGCUUAUACAACAACCAGAUCACUGAUGUGGGAGUCAAGUACAUUGCCAAGAUCCUGGAUGAAUGCAAAAGCCUUACACACCUUAAGCUAGGACUAAACAAAAUAACGAGUGAAGGAGGCAAGUGUCUCGCCCUGGCUGUGAAGAAUAGCAAAUCAAUCUUUGACGUUGGAAAACUGAGGAAACUGAGACUCAGGAGGUUACGUAAUUUGUCUAAAGUCACACAGGAGAUAUGUUCUUUCAGGCUUAUCCAGAACCAGAUCACAGUCAAGGGCAUUGCCCAGCUGGCAGAUGCAUUGAAGAAGAACACCGGCAUAACAGAGAUUUGCCUAAAUGGAAACUUGAUAAAACCAGAAGAGGCCAAAGUCUUUGAAGAUGAGAAGCGCAUUGUCUUUUUCUGA
This is a messenger RNA of Orycteropus afer afer, 2682 nucleotides long. It is a transcript of the gene NOD1, whose product is annotated as nucleotide binding oligomerization domain containing 1. NCBI's taxonomy places the organism in Eukaryota, Metazoa, Chordata, Mammalia, Tubulidentata, Orycteropodidae. The record is from RefSeq and is a predicted model, not a curated record. Gene Ontology annotation, molecular function: protein binding. The coding region runs from base 1 to 2682 and encodes 893 amino acids. The transcript is spliced from 9 exons. Gene Ontology annotation, biological process: regulation of apoptotic process.